This is a messenger RNA of Scatophagus argus, 4547 nucleotides long. Its product is annotated as carbohydrate sulfotransferase 15-like. Gene Ontology annotation, molecular function: N-acetylgalactosamine 4-sulfate 6-O-sulfotransferase activity. The record is from RefSeq and is a predicted model, not a curated record. The transcript has 9 exons. Bases 361 to 2013 code for a protein of 550 amino acids. NCBI's taxonomy places the organism in Eukaryota, Metazoa, Chordata, Actinopteri, Scatophagidae. Gene Ontology annotation, biological process: hexose biosynthetic process.
ACACAGAGAGAGGGAGGACCAGCAGAGACAAACCAAAACAUCAGGAAAGGGAAAAUAGAGGAGAACAAAAUGAGAUAUGGAGAGUAGUGACAGACCAUGAGACUGGUUGAUUUCUUUGGUUACAUUGUGUCUAAACCCAUUAAGCUAAAUACAAAUUACCCAGAGGUCAGACAGUCACUGUGCUGCAAAAGGAAGGAAAUACCAAAUGCUUGAAAAUCUAAAUGUUCCCUUCUGUUUGCCUGCAGUCUGUCAUUACUGUGGCUGUCUUGUCCAGAUGUUACCCACCAUUAGGAAAUAAUGUAAUGAAAAGAAUUCUCCAAGUGCAAAAAGAGGCUCUGCUGAAGUAACAAAUGAAGACAAAUGAUGAUCUGCAGAUUAAAUACCAGGAUAUGCAACCUCCUCAUGUUACUAUCAGACUGCAAACAUGAGAGCAACAUCCACAUGGAUCCCAGUUACAGCCACGACAAUUUGCCUCUGGCUGAGAACAAUGAGAAAAGGUCUAUCAAGACAUUUUUGGAUUUUAGGCACCCGAAUGUGUCUGAAAAUCCGGAUGGUAAGUGGGUUUCCCUGACGUCAUUGAUGUAUCUGCGGCGCAUCUUAAACGUCAGAGUGUUUAGCUUCCUGAUGGGCCUGACAGUGACGUUCGUGAUUGUGGCUUCCUAUGUCCUGAUGUGGAACAAUAAAGGACUUUUGUUCACCCCUUCACCCGAUCACUUCCGACUCGGGGUUGUGCUGUCCAGCAAAGCAGCAGCAGAAGAUUCCUCUGAAAAGAAUUUACUAGACAUGAAUCUGGUGGUGAAGAUCAUUAGCUCCAAACUGGAAUACAAACCCAGGAAGGUGCCUGAUGAAAAGGAUGUAACUAAAACCGACUCCCAUUUGUUCUCUGUAAUUCCUCGCCAUUUCCUGCCUGGCAUCAAGAGCCCUUGCUGGUAUGAGGAGUUCUCUGGCAGGCUCAACACUGAUCCAUACAAGAGGAAUCUGUAUUCUCUGCGUUCAAAUAGCUUCAGCAUCACAUGUGAAAGCCUGAGGGCCAGCUUUCGUGAGCACUUACAGCACAGAGAUGGCAAACUGUUUCGUCUGCGCUGCUUGCCAUUCUUCUACAUCAUUGGCCAACCAAAGUGUGGCACAACCGACCUGUUCCACAGGCUGCUGUCACAUCCAGAGGUCAAGUUCAACACAGUGAAGGAGCCGCACUGGUGGACCAGAAAACGCUUCGGUUAUAUUCGUUUCAGAGAUGGCAUGCAGGAAAAGUUUACUGUGAAAGAUUACCUGGAUCUCUUUGACUGGGCAGCCUUCAACAUCCAAAGAGCAAUCAGUGGAAAUUCAUCUGGAGACCACCCGUCGCUCCAGUUCACAACAGGUGAAGCCAGUGCAUCCACCAUGUGGGACAACCAGUUCUGGAGCUAUCUUCACCCAGAGGAGACAGAGACAGAGCCCCCAUUCCUGGCCCAGGACUUCAUCCAUGCAGUCCAGCCUGGAGCCAAAAUCAUCAUCAUGCUUAGAGAUCCAGUAGAGAGGCUUUACUCUGACUACCUCUACUUUAAGACAGUCAACAAGUCAGCAGAGGACUUCCAUAAGAAGGUCGUCGAGUCUGUACAGUUGUUUCAGUUCUGCCUGUCUGAGAGGUCACUUCGUUCGUGCGUCUACAGCAGCAGCCUCUUCAACACCAUGCAGGUGAGGCUGACUCUGGGAAUGUACAUCGUCUUCUUAUUGGACUGGCUGACUGUUUUCCACAGGGAGCAGAUUCUGGUUCUUCGACUAGAGGACUACUCAGCCAACCUUAAAGAGACAAUCAAGAAAGUUUUUGACUUUCUAAGUUUAGGUCCUCUGUCGGAGAAGGCGCAAGCAGCACUGACUGAUGUGCCCAUGUCUAACACCCGGCGGGUGCAAGACAGGGACCUGGGUCCUAUGCUUCCAGCCACCAGAGACCUCCUCAGGAAAUUCCACCAGCCCUUCAACCGUAAACUGGCCAUUUUAUUGAACAACAAGGCGUUCCUCUGGAGUAACACCUGAAGAGGCUUGAGCAGGGACGACAUGUGGAUGGAUGUGAAUAAACAAGAGCAAGAAGUUAAGGCAGGAAUUGUCUGUCGAUAGAAAUUAUUUUACAGUGCGAAUCACAUGUUCAUAGUUGGAUAUGGAAUAUAUGAAGCUCUGAUUAGGUGUUGGGGUUUGGGAUAUUUAUUUGAUUUUGGAAGAAUCCAUGUGACUACUUAAAUCAAGAUUAUGAUGAUAAUAAUAAGAUAAAUUGAUUUUGUGAGUUGUUUUAGAGUUGAUGAAUAAGCCCAGAUGAUACACUGAUACAGUCACUUAAAAUUUAUUCAUUUACACCCCUGGAUAGUUUUCACUUCAUUUAUGGCUCAAAAGACAACUUUGAACUGUUUUUAUGUAUAGAUUUUAUAUAUAGAAAAAUCCCAUGUGCCAUUUUUAUUUCCAAUUUCCCCACAUUAUUAGCCCGAAAGAUGCACAAGAAAAAAAGUAUAUGUGCAAUAUUAUACACUGUAUGGACAAAAGUUUUAGAACACCUGACCAUUACACCCACAGGGACUUUAAUAACAUCGCAAUCCAAAUACACGGACAGCUUUGCAGCUAUAGCAGCUUCCGCUCUUCUGUGAAGGCUUUCCACAACAUGUUGGAGUGUUUCUGUGGGAAUUUUUGCCCAUUCAUGCAGUAGAGCAUUUGAGAGGUCAGACACUGAUAUUGUACGAAAAAGCCUGGCUUUGUCUUUGUUUCUUUAUGGACCUUGAUUUGUGCACUGAGACGCAGUCAUGCUAGGAUAGAAAAGGACCUUCCCCAAACUGCUGCUACAAAUUUGGAAGCAUAGCAUUGUCCAAAAUGUCUUGGUAUGCUGAAGCAUUAAGAUUUCCUUUCACUGGAAGCAAGGGGCCGAGCACAAAUCUUGAAAAACAGCCCCACUCCACACUUGAAUUCAAUAAUACUCUUUAUUAAAAAGUGUGCCCCAUUACUUCUGUCUGUACAAUGUACCGGUAGAUUUCAGAGAUUUUUUGAGAAAGUAACACAGCCCUCCCUUGAAAGGGCUAAUUAUGAAUAUUAUUACUACUGCUUUUAAACCUCAAUGACCAGACAAUCAGUACAAACUAACAGUGAAAACUGUUUAAACACAACUUGGCUUUAAAACAUACCAUAAAUCCUGAAGUAGUACCGAAAUGAUUAGUUCAUUAUCAGUUGACAACUUAAGUCAUUGAAGGAUUUGACAGAAUGUAAAAUGAAUAUCUUUGGGUUUUGGUUGUACUAAAGAUGCAGUUCAGGGAUGUGGCCUUGGGUUCUUGUGUAUUUUCUGAAAUAAAUAAGCGGGAAAAGCUGGAUGGUAAGGAGUUAAAAACAUACAAACAUGGUAAUGCAGAGUACAGGAGAUUUUGUGGAAACUGUCGUUUGAGUGACAUCACAUUCGUGUUGUGGGAUUUAUCACAAGAGGGCACUAAAACACAGCUCAGAGAGCCAGCAACUCGAACAUUAUGUUCUACAGACCUGCUAUUACUGCAGUAUUUCACAACAGACAGGAAACAAUACAGGCCAACACAGUCAUGGUUGUUUAAGUCUCUCCAUACAUAAUUACAUAUCAUGUCUUCCUUUCUGAGUUACGAGGAUUUCAAAUAGCUGUGGGCUCAUGACGACACGUCAUCACAUAGCUUUGUCAUUGCAAUAAUAAAGCAUAAAGAUUCUUUAUGGUACAUUAAUUAAACCAAAUACAGUAUAACCGAACUAAAAGGAUGGAAUUCAAGGGAGUGAGAGCAUUUAGUCAGACCAGACGAGACAAAGUCCCCCCCAUGACUCAACUCCACCUUCCAGGCAUCCGACUGAACCUGACAAUCAAAUUCCUUCAGGUGAUCACGACGAUUAUAUAUACUUAUAAUCAGUCUCCAAUGCAUACACAGAAAUUCACAGAGAAAUAUAAACUUUUGUCAACAGUUCAAUACAUAAAACACAGUAUACCUGUAUGUUACCCACAGUAAUACACAUACACUGUCAGACUGAUGAGGAUACAAUGUGGAAAAGUCAUACUGACUAAAGACUUAUUUUGUGUGCAGGAACAAAGCCAGUAGGGGCAAAACAAACAGCCUGACUGCAUUUUUGGCCUUAAUCCAUAAACUCAUUUCUGUGCGGUUUAGGUUUUUCUAUCAUAUGAUAAUAUAUUGAUAAAUGAAAUUGUAACUGGUUUGAAAACUCUGCAGUUAUGAUUGUCAUAAUGGGCCGAUUCUUAUUGUUGUUAUUCCUUGCAAUGAAUUAACUAAGAAGUUAAUGAAGAUGGGAAGUGUGUUAGUGAGUAUAAGCAGCACGUGCGUGCAUGUGUGUGUGUGUGUCUGUGCGUGUGUGUGAAUAAUGCAGUGUGAGUUGUUGUGAGGCUGGUGCUUGUCCUACAGGGGUGCUGGGCCCAGCUGCUCCACACAACACUGAUAAAUUCCCACAUCAUCAGACUGUGCAGGGGGCUCCACUGUGACUUAUUUUAUUUUUUUACUUUUUAUUUUAUUUGACAGUAGAAUGAAGGGGGUUGCAAUGCAGUUCUAUAAUAAAGAGAGGGACAAUAAAAC